AUGAACUGCAGCCUGCCAGACAGAGUGCUGCUCAGCUACUCGAUGGAUGGACAGUGGAACAGGUUGUGCCUUCAGGCUGUCUGGGACUUUGUCAAAGCAAAGGAGGCAUUGAUCAAGUCACCGUUUUUUCCAGUGGUGUUUUCUUUUACAGCAUACAUGGCUUUCUGUCUUCCAUAUAUUGCACUGGAUUUCUUAUGCAUUAGACUGCCAACCUUGAGAAAAUACAAAAUCCAGCCACAGAGCUACCCAACUCUUGGAAUGAUGGUGCCUUGCAUUAUUCAAAGCAUGUACCACCAUGCUGUUUUGAUCUUCCCGGUAACAUUUCUCCACUGGUACUGGAGACCAAUGAAUCUACCAGUUUUAGCUCCGGAGCUGCCUAAGCUCCUGCUGGACGUAGCAGUUUGUCUGUUUCUGUUUGAUUUUGAGUACUUCCUGUGGCAUUUGCUUCAUCACAAAGUGCCUUGGCUCUACAAGACCUUCCACAAGGUGCAUCACAAGCAUGUGUCAACGUUUGCUCUUACUACACAGUAUUCAAGUGUAUGGGAAUUGCUCUCACUGGGAUUUUUUGCUGCUAUCAACCCAGUGCUCCUCAGAUGCCAUCCUUUGACAGAAAUUAUUUUCUUCCUUGUAAACAUUUGGCUGUCAGUGGAGGACCAUUCAGGAUAUGAUCUUCCGUGGUCAACUCACCGACUUGUGCCUUUUGGUUUGUAUGGAGGAGCACCACAUCAUGAUCUCCAUCAUCUGAAGUUCAGGUCGAACUAUGCUCCUUAUUUCACCCAUUGGGAUAAACUCUUUGGGACAUUCACAGAGUCACAUUCUAAGUAA
This is a messenger RNA of Calypte anna (Anna's hummingbird), 825 nucleotides long. RefSeq names its product cholesterol 25-hydroxylase (gene CH25H). The record is from RefSeq and is a predicted model, not a curated record. Gene Ontology annotation, molecular function: C-4 methylsterol oxidase activity; steroid hydroxylase activity; iron ion binding. The transcript has a single exon. The coding region runs from base 1 to 825 and encodes 274 amino acids. Gene Ontology annotation, biological process: sterol biosynthetic process; cholesterol metabolic process. NCBI's taxonomy places the organism in Eukaryota, Metazoa, Chordata, Aves, Apodiformes, Trochilidae.